GCUGGUCAGUUAUACAUUAGAUUUUGUAGUGCAAAUAGUUGAAGUUCCUUUGACUGCAUUUCUACGUACUUUGUCACCACGAAAAUAGUACAAUGAUACUGCUAAUAUUUGUAUUAUUUUCAUUUUCACUGUAUUAUUUGUGGCAACGACGCCACUUGCUAUGGCUUGCCCACAAAUUGAAGGGCUACACAGGAUAUCCAAUCAUUGGAAGUGCUUAUUUGUUUCUAAGUGCAGACAAAAUCUUGGAUGUAAUAAAUGAUUUUCACCGCAAUCAUGGUGGACCUGGAAAAUUUUGGCUUGGAAAUCGGUUAUUUGUUUAUAUCGAUGAUCCAAAACAUUUUGAAAUUAUUCUGAAUGCACCAGAUAGUUUGAAUAAGGGUGACUCUUACGAUUUUAUUGUUGAGAGCAUUGGACACGGACUGAUCACGUUGAAAUCUGACGAAUGGCGUUUCCAUCGAAAAAAUUUGAAUCCUUCAUUUCAUUAUAACGUUGUUAAAUCAUUUUAUCCGACAUUUAAUAGAAAUCUCAAAAUUUUCAUUAACAAAUUACAAUGUCAGACUGGAAGGGGUAAAUUUAAAUUGCCACCGAUAAUACAAGCAUGUGCCAUGGAUAUGAUAUGUGAAACAACAUUGGGAUUAGAGAUCAAAACACAAUCGGAGGAAAAUCCAGCAUUUUUGCAUAAUGCCCAUACAAUUUUAGGUAUAACUGCUCAGCGAUUUUUUCAGCCAUGGAUCCAGCCAGCCAUGUUGUUCCGUCUAUCAAAAUAUUCCAAACCAUUUUAUCAUAGCGUCGAUAUUUUGAAUAAACUACUUGAAAAGCUGUAUGCAUCGAAAAAAGUUGAGCAUACUGAAUAUAUGGCGAAAACAAAAUUGAUGGCAGAUGAUAUCGCGAAUAACAAUGAAAGCGAUGAGAAACCAGUGGAAAAGAACGUAUUUAUUGAUCGAAUCAUAAAACUGGCACUUGAAGAUAAAGUAUUCACCGAACAAAAUGUAUUGGACGAACUAAAAACCGUUCUACUUGCAGGAUAUGAAACAACGGCCACAGCAGCCACAAAUAUUUGUGCAUUGCUUGCCAUUUAUCCGGAUGCACAAGAGAAACUAUUUGAAGAGAUUCGAAGUGUAUUGCCCGACCAAAAAAUGGAUGUAACUCAAGAGGAUAUAAAAAAUAUGCCAUAUUUGGAUGCAUUUAUAAAGGAAGCGUUCCGAUUUUUUCCCGUUGUUCCGGUUUUAACGCGAAGCCUUAAGGAAGACAUGUGCUUGGGCGAAGUUACUAUACCCAAAGGUACGGAAUAUAUUAUGGACAUUUGGAAUAUGCAUCGCACUCGCAGCAAUUGGAAAUUCGAUGCAACUAAAUUCAAUCCGGAAAAUUUUUUCCCACAAAAUGCUUUACCACGACACCCAUACAGCUAUAUUCCAUUUAGUGCCGGACCACGGAAUUGUAUCGGCAUAAAGUACGGCAAUAUUGCGUUGAAGCUAAUCAUCGUUUAUAUGAUUCGACAGUAUCGAAUAGUGACAAAGGCACGUAUGGAGGAUCUUAAAUUUCGCAUGACUGUUACACUUUGUUUGGUCAACGAUGAUAUAUUUGAAAUUGAAAAUCGCGAUAAUUAUUAAAUGUUAUUAUUUUUCUCUGUU
This is a messenger RNA of Contarinia nasturtii (swede midge), 1631 nucleotides long. Its product is annotated as probable cytochrome P450 313a4. Gene Ontology annotation, molecular function: oxidoreductase activity, acting on paired donors, with incorporation or reduction of molecular oxygen; iron ion binding; heme binding. The coding region runs from base 93 to 1610 and encodes 505 amino acids. NCBI's taxonomy places the organism in Eukaryota, Metazoa, Arthropoda, Insecta, Diptera, Cecidomyiidae. The record is from RefSeq and is a predicted model, not a curated record. The transcript has 7 exons.